AUGAGUCGCCAGUUCUCCUCAUUGCCGCCGGAAUACAGCUCCUCGCCAUCGCCCCACCCCUGGAGGUCGGAGGACAGUGUGGGCGGGCUGGCGACGCCUACAGACCUAAUGCAGAAGGACACGCCAGGAGAUCUUAUCAUUGGUGCUAUUGUAUCUCAGACACUUUUUGGCUCAGAUCCUAAAGACUUCAAGUGCCAAUCACAUGGGAUGCUAUCUGAAGAGUUUGUGUUCAUGCCUCAGAACUACCAGCAUAUCCUCGCCCUAGCAUUUGCUGUCAAAGAGAUCAAUGAAAAUCCACACAUCUUGCUAAAUCUCACCCUGGGGUUCCAUAUCUAUGACAGCAAUUUGAAUCCAAGAGUGACAUAUCGUGCAGCCCUGCAACAUAUUUCCCCAAGGAACAGAUUUGUCCCCAACUACAGGUGUCAUAUCCAGGACAAUGUACAAGCAGUUCUUGAGGAUAUUAAUUCACAUGAUUCAAAACUUGUUCAAUAUCUUUUUAGCAUUUACAAGAUUCCACAGCUUUUGAUUGGUUGUGCUCCUCUGAUGAUGGAUAACACACAGCUCCCAUUCCUGUAUAACAUGGACCUGAAUAAAACCCAGAAGUACCUGGGAAUUCUUCAAUUGCUUCUGCAUUUCAACUGGACAUGGAUUGGAUUCUUUACUCUGAUUGGUGUGAAUUUAGAAUGGUUCAUGCAGACCAUGUUCCCCAUCUUUUCCCAGCUUGGCAUCUGUUUUGCCUUCAUGUAUUCACAGUCCAGUAUGGAAGGCAAUGAUUAUAAGAAAGGCUAUCUGAAAAGCUUUUCAAAACUGUAUGAAAAAAUGAUGGGGAGCAGCGCCAAUGUAAUUAUCUUUGACGGACAAGUUCGUGGCUUUAUAGUUGCCAGAUGUUUGAUAGAAUUAACACACAUUAAAUACAUGAUGCCAAAACCGAAAGGCAAAGUAUGGAUUGUAACAGCACACAUGGAAUUAAAAACAUAUAACAAUAUGCUAAGCUUGGAUGUUCAAAUCUUCCAUGGAAUGAUAUCAGUUGCCCUUCACUCGAAUGAACUUCAGGGAUUCCAAGACUUUUUUAAGAGCAGAAAGCCAUCCAGUGCGGAGGGAGAUGCAUUUCUCAAGGACUUCUGGUCAUACACAUUUCAUUGUGGAUUUCCAAAUUUGGUUCUGGGCAAUGUGCAUCAGGCUAAUUGCACAGGAGAUGAGACCCUGAAGGACCUUCCUGCAUUAGAAAUGAGCAUGACUGGCCACAGCUACAGCAUCUACAAUGCGAUCUAUGCAGUCGCUUAUGCUUUGCAGGCUAUGCAUUCUUCAAAAGUUCAAGCAAGGAUGCAAGGAGAGAGAAGGAAGUUGCUAAAUCACCAACCCUGGCAGCUCCAUCACUUUUUGAGAAACAUCUCAUUUAACAACAGCGCUGGAGAUAAGAUUGUCUUUGAUCACAAUGGAGAAUUGACAGCAGGACUUGACAUUAUCAACUGGGUAACAUUUCCAAACCGAUCUUUUGUUAGAGUGAAAGUGGGAAAGAUCCACGCCCAGGCUCCUUUACAGCAAGCACUUCAGCUAGAUGAAGAAUCCAUGGUAUGGCACCCCCGAUUUCACCAGGUACAACCUGUUUCUUUAUGCAGUGAGAAUUGCAGUCCUGGAUAUAGAAUAACAAAGAGGGAAGGGGAGCCCUUCUGCUGUUAUAACUGCAGCCAAUGUCCAGAAGGGACAAUCUCUGAUCAUCAAGAUAUGCCUGACUGUUUCCAAUGCUCACUUGGACAUUUUCCACACAAGAACCAGAGCUAUUGCAUUCCCAAGAUGAUCACCUUCUUGUCUUAUGAAGAACCUUUGGGAGCUGUUUGUCUUUUUGUUGCUCUGACUCUGUCUUUCACCACAGUCUUAGUACUUGGAAUAUUUAUAAAGCACCACAGCACACCCAUUGUGAAAGCCAACAACAGUAAGCUGACAUACACUCUUCUCAGUGCACUUCUGCUCUGCUUCCUCUGUGCCCUGCUAUUCAUUCGCAAACCUGGAAAGAUAAUGUGUCUCCUUCGCCAAACUGCCUUUGGCAUCAUUUUCUCCAUUGCAGUUUCUUCCGUGUUAGCAAAAACGAUCACAGUGAUUGUGGCUUUUAUGGCCACGAAACCUGGAAGCCAGAUGAGGAAAUGGGUGGGGAAAAGGCUGUCUGUUUCCAUUGUUCUUUCCUGCUCUUUGAUUCAAGUUGGUAUUUGUAUCAUUUGGCUAGUAAAUUCUCCUCCUUUCCCAGAUGUUGACAUGAAUUCAAUGGCAGAAGAAGUUGUAUUAGAAUGUAAUGAUGCUUCUCCUACUAUGUUUUACUGUGUCUUGGGCUAUAUGGGCCUCCUGGCUAGUGUGAGCUUCCUGGUGGCUUUCAUUGCUAGGAAGCUACCCGACAGUUUCAAUGAAGCCAAGUUCAUCACUUUCAGCAUGCUGAUCUUUUGCACCGUUUGGUUAUCCUUUGUUCCAGCCUACCUGAGUAUCAAAGGGAAAUACAUGGUGGCUGUUGAGAUCUUCUCUAUCUUAGCCUCCAGUGCUGGCUUACUGGGCUUUAUCUUUUCCCCCAAAUGCUACAUUAUUGUGCUUAGACCUGAACUGAAUCACAGAGAGCAGCUAAUAAGGAGAAAUCAAUGAACUUGUUGGAUUCACCUGAGUUAUAUUGUAGUUUCAUAGCAGUGGAAUAAUUGCUUAGAAGUGUAAACAUUGACUCUUCCUACCACCACUAUUGUUAAAUAACU
This is a messenger RNA of Sphaerodactylus townsendi, 2729 nucleotides long. Its product is annotated as vomeronasal type-2 receptor 26-like. The transcript has 7 exons. Bases 1 to 2625 code for a protein of 874 amino acids. Gene Ontology annotation, cellular component: membrane. The record is from RefSeq and is a predicted model, not a curated record. Gene Ontology annotation, molecular function: G protein-coupled receptor activity. Gene Ontology annotation, biological process: G protein-coupled receptor signaling pathway. Lineage: Eukaryota; Metazoa; Chordata; Lepidosauria; Squamata; Sphaerodactylidae.